Molecule: messenger RNA, 2050 nt
Organism: Brachypodium distachyon (stiff brome)
Lineage: Eukaryota; Viridiplantae; Streptophyta; Magnoliopsida; Poales; Poaceae
Product: F-box/LRR-repeat protein 14
Exons: 2
Coding region: 283-975 (230 amino acids)
Biological process (GO): SCF-dependent proteasomal ubiquitin-dependent protein catabolic process
Cellular component (GO): SCF ubiquitin ligase complex
Molecular function (GO): protein binding
Source: RefSeq, a predicted model, not a curated record
UCUCGCUUUUUUUUUUUUGCUUGGCAACCUUCCCUCCCCCAUGGCCCAACCCCGUCGCUCGUGAGCGAGCGCCGCCACCCCCUCGUCUUCCUCCUUGCGCAAGCGCCUCCACGGACAGAUCCAGCCCUUCAACUCUCUCGUUCCCGACCGUUUCUCCUCCCAUCACGCCACGAACAGAUCCAGCCCUGUAGCUCCCCGUUUCAUCUCCUUAAUCUUCCCCAAUUCGUAACUGAGGCAAAAAUCAAGGUAGGGCCCUUGCCUGCUGAACCUUGAGAUUUACCCAUGGAGGAUCUUCCGGAGGAACUGCUGUCAGAGAUUGUCAAGAGGGUUACCAGAAGAAGUGAUCUGAAUUCACUUUCUCUUGUAUCCAAGCGUUUCUUCACUUUAGAGGCUGAGCUAAAGGGAUCUAUUCGUGUUGGUUCUGGUCUUUGCCUUGCGACUGAAUCUUUGGCAUCACUCUUCUCCCGGUUCCCCAAUUUGUCGAAAGUAGAGAUCGAUUAUGCUGGCUGGACGCCUUUUCAUGGAGGCCAGUUGCACAACCAAGACCUCUUUGUGAUUUUAUCUUGCUGCCCCUCUCUGACUGAUCUCACGCUAAGCUUCUGUUCACACAUUGAUGACGCCGGCCUUGGUUAUCUACGUUACAGUCAGAAAUUGAUUUCCCUCAGGCUGAAGUCUGCACCAGGAAUAACUUCUAGUGGCCUUCUCUCGGUUGCAGUUGGUUGCAAGAGUCUAUCUUGCCUCCACCUUAUUGACUGUGAGAAAAUAGGAAGUACAGAGUGGUUGGAGUACCUAGGCUGGAAUGGAUCGUUGGAAGAACUUGUAGUGAAGAAUUGCAAGUUUGAUUUUGUGAUCAAUCAAUAUGAUCUCUUAAAUUUUGGUCCAGGAUGGAUGAAGCUCCACAAGUUUGAUUUUGAGAUCAAGGGAAGAUUUUGGGAUUUUCAUGAGGGAUAUGAUCAUAUGGAAAUUGUUGGUUAAUUAGUUAUGAAACUGACAAUUAAGGUACAAGUACCUCUUUCGUUUGGAAAAGUAGUAUCAUUCUACCAUUUUUGUUGUUUCUGUUUGGCCUCCGAGCAGGAAAGUUCAGGGAAAAUGCUGGGAUAUCAAGAUUUCCAUACCAUUUUCUCAUGAAGUUAUGCUAUGAUAUCUACCACCAAUGCAACUGAUUGUUGGAUCUUUAAUGAGCUAAAGCAUCAACAUCUUGGAGUACACUCUGGACAACAACAUAUAAGUACAUGGUUUGAGAAGCAGGAGGGACAUGCUGACAGAAAAAAUAGUUUGACUGUAAUUCAUCUCUUAUUAAUUCAUGUUGCUUUUAGGUAACAAGAUCAUUGUUCUGCUAUGAUGGAAUUCAGGAUCUGUUAAUCAAUUUAUUACGUGGCUCCGUUACCAGAUCAGUUUAUUAGGACAUCAAGUAAGUCAGAAGAGAAGAAUGAUAGAACUCACCAUCUUCAACUUGGGGCGCACAGUCCUGAAGGUAUGGAUGUAGUCUGCUAGGUGAUUCCCAUGUUAAUAAGUAAGGAGGAUAUAAGGCUACUAUCUUCGAUGGAUUAGGCUCAGAUGUGUCAGUUGUCAACUCUUAAAAGGCUUUCUUCCUCUUUAUAUGCAGAUUUUCUUUUGUGAAUCAUCACGGUUUCUUAUUCGAUGUUCCAGCCUAAAAUUAGAGAAGUAACAGCAGGCUUGGCGUUUAUGCAAACAUGUUCACUCCUUUGGAAGAUAGAUUUUGGCCCAACUGACAGGUAGUUGGAGUCUUCAUCAUCAGCUGAAGAAAUGGAUUUUAGCUAUCACAUCUGCAUCUCAGACAAAACAAAAAGCUAUUUGGAUGAUACUUGAUACUAGUUUGUAAAUUAUUGCGUAUUUACACCGCAUUCUGCAGCUGUUAUGGAGUACUAAAGGAAUUACUAUAUUGCCGUACUAAUUCACCAUUCAAACAGGAUCAUCGUUCUGACAGGAACUUCUAGAGCAUUUUGUCCUAUUUGCCCAUCAGUUUUGUAUAUCCUAAAUUCCUGAUUUAUUGCAAUGAAGUUUGCACCGAAUGAGGGUUUUCACCGGA